GUUGAAUACCUCCCAGUCUCUGCUUGAUUGAAACAAACUCAUCUCUGAUCAAUCAAUCCUUGGUCCUGUUCGAAGCCACUCCAAAGAACGCCCACUCACAGACAUUAUUGACAAGCUGUCAUAUUUUAGAGUCCAAGCUGAGAAGAUGUCAAACCCUCUUUCAACCAAAUAUCAGGACGAUACUAUGACCGUGACCCAAGCUUCAAGGCCUGGAGCAGAAGACACUGCACCAGCAGGCGUACCUACUAUGACCGACCCUUCGUCCAGACAAUCAGACACGUCUGCCACAAGCCCCGACACCAGCUCCAUACCCGGCGCUUGGAAGUCCAGCGCAGUCGCAGCAGGCGGAUUGGAUGCUACGCCACAAACCGCAUCGAGCGAGCAGCAGCCUGCAUCUGGUGUUCUUUCUGGCGCCAGCGUUCAGGCCGGUCUGCACCAAGCAGAGGAAACAGCCUACAAGGCUGCCGAAGCUGUACUGGGAACCGUGCAGUCCGGCCUCGAAUAUGUGCAAGAGACUGUAGCAAACCACCAAAAAGCACAAGAGAACAAGGAGAUCCAUGAGGAUGGAACGAACUACAUCAAAGAGCAGCUGGAGAACAAGGAAACAGAGACCGACAAGCUGACUACACUACCGAUCGUGGAUCAGAGUUCUAUUCCAGAGCCGACAGGUCAACGAGAGGAGCCCAAAGGUUUCGGUAUCGGCAUUCUACGCGACACAAUCGAGAGCUCGUCGGCUGCAGAUGUCAGCUACGAGCAUCGUCCCAAGACACUUCCUCAAAGCGAGAUCACCGCCCGAGAACAGGAGCGAGGAAUCAAAGAAGGGGCCGAUGGAACACCUGCUCGGGUGCAAGUCAGUCGCGUCCACGGUGCUUGGCCGGCCGAGGCUUCAGGUAGUGCAGAAGCUGUGCACGAGAAGAGCCAGGUUGAACAUGAGCUGCUGAGCAAAGUGGGUGCCGCGCCAGUCGCGAGCGAAGGUGUUGCUCGGGUCAAUGACAGUCGUACUUCGAACAACACAGCACCUACUAGGGCAGCUGAGGUUUCUGACAUCGACGAAGCUCUCCGCGAGAAGAGCCAGGUCGAACGUGAAUUGCUGAACAGAGUAGAGGCAGCUCCUGUGACGAGCGAGGGCGUAGCGUCGGGCAGUGAGAGCCGUACUUCGGGCAAUACAGCACCUACUGUCGGUGGCGACGUUGAGGUAGUUGGAAACUGGGGCAGCGAGACUGCCCGUGUCUUGGGAUCUGCUGCAGUGGCGUCCGCGGCGGGUGCAGGCAUCAGUGCUGCCAACACGAUAGGACAAGGUGCCACCUCUGGUGCUCAGUCUCAAGCCCCAGUCCAGCCACUAGGAGACGACCCAGCCUACCCGCACGUGGGCACCUCUCAGACCGGAUUUGAUGGCCGUCCCGGUCAACUAGAUGCUGUCCCUUCAACGGCGGGCGCAGGUAUCAAUGCUGGCGACACGCCACAGCAAGGCAUCACGGCUGGUACUCAAUCUCAACUACCAGAUCAUCCUCCAGGACAAGACCCAUCAUAUCCACACGUGGGAACCUCUCAAACCGGAACUGAUGGCCGUCCUGGCCAGUCGGAUUCCAUUCCUCCGGUGGUGAUUCACACUCACGGACCAGAACCAGGCAAGGGCGUUGCCCCAAUUCAAGGCUCCGAUCUCGACUCCGCGAAAGAAGAAGUCUUCGGGUCCUCCAAGCCACAUGAGGAAUUGGGAAUCACUCCUCGCGGAAGCGUACAGGAGCCGCCCAGAGAUUCAAUCGUGGCCAAGGAUCUGGGUCCCGCGAGCGCAGCAACCACAUCUGAUCCCUACGCCGAAGAAAAACAGCGGAAGAAGUCGAUCUCUUCUGAACUCCCCAUCCGCCCAGCUGAUCAAUCCGCCGCUCGAGCAGGCUCCGUAAACCCAGUCGAGACUAAGGCCGGAGAGGGACUGAGUGCGCCACCGAUUACAUCUGACGACUCUAUCGACGACAACACUACUCGUUCUGCUACCGAUGAUAGACCACGUAGCCCCAACAAGACUCAGCCAGACAGCGAGAACCCAGGUCAGACGUUCGAUGCUUCAGCUCACGCCGCACCGGAGCACUCUGUUACCAAAGACCCGGGAUGGAGUGGCAAAGAAAGUGUUAGAGAGCAUUUGAGAAAUGAUACUAAGGGUGGUGUGAGGGAGAAUCCGUCCGCCAUUCCCAUUGCGGGUGGGCAGAAGGUGGGUGAGGCUCACUGGGGUGAGAGUAAGAAAUUGGAGUGA
Cercospora beticola is the source of this 2248-nucleotide messenger RNA. RefSeq lists its product as uncharacterized. The record is from RefSeq and is a predicted model, not a curated record. NCBI's taxonomy places the organism in Eukaryota, Fungi, Ascomycota, Dothideomycetes, Mycosphaerellales, Mycosphaerellaceae.